Molecule: messenger RNA, 1788 nt
Organism: Diatraea saccharalis (sugarcane borer)
Lineage: Eukaryota; Metazoa; Arthropoda; Insecta; Lepidoptera; Crambidae
Source: the annotation of a GenBank genome assembly
UAUGCGUGCUGGUGCCACCGCCCCGUGUCUCUAUACAGCUGGCGGCGAUGUUAUGUGUCUGUGUCUGUGUGUGUCAGGCGACGGUGGAUCUGUUCACGCGCCUGUAUGCGUGCUGGUGCCACCGCCCCGUGUCUCUAUACAGCUGGCGGCGAUGUUAUGUGUCUGUGUCUGUAUGUGUCAGGCGACGGUGGAUCUGUUCACGCGCCUGUAUGCGUGCUGGUGCCACCGCCCCGUGUCUCUAUACAGCUGGCGGCGAUGUUAUGUGUCUGUGUCUGUGUGUGUCAGGCGACGGUGGAUCUGUUCACGCGCCUGUAUGCGUGCUGGUGCCACCGCCCCGUGUCUCUAUACAGCUGGCGGCGAUGUUAUGUGUCUGUGUCUGUGUGUGUCAGGCGACGGUGGAUCUGUUCACGCGCCUGUAUGCGUGCUGGUGCCACCGCCCCGUGUCUCUAUACAGCUGGCGGCGAUGUUAUGUGUCUGUGUCUGUGUGUCAGGCGACGGUGGAUCUGUUCACGCGCCUGUAUGCGUGCUGGUGCCACCGCCCCGUGUCUCUAUACAGCUGGCGGCGAUGUUAUGUGUCUGUGUCUGUGUGUGUCAGGCGACGGUGGAUCUGUUCACGCGCCUGUAUGCGUGCUGGUGCCACCGCCCCGUGUCUCUAUACAGCUGGCGGCGAUGUUAUGUGUCUGUGUCUGUGUGUGUCAGGCGACGGUGGAUCUGUUCACGCGCCUGUAUGCGUGCUGGUGCCACCGCCCCGUGUCUCUAUACAGCUGGCGGCGAUGUUAUGUGUCUGUGUCUGUGUGUCAGGCGACGGUGGAUCUGUUCACGCGCCUGUAUGCGUGCUGGUGCCACCGCCCCGUGUCUCUAUACAGCUGGCGGCGAUGUUAUGUGUCUGUGUCUGUGUGUGUCAGGCGACGGUGGAUCUGUUCACGCGCCUGUAUGCGUGCUGGUGCCACCGCCCCGUGUCUCUAUACAGCUGGCGGCGAUGUUAUGUGUCUGUGUCUGUGUGUGUCAGGCGACGGUGGAUCUGUUCACGCGCCUGUAUGCGUGCUGGUGCCACAGCCCCGUGUCUCUGCUGGCGCUGUGUCUGCUCACCCACAACUACCGACACUGCAAUCAUCUCAUCGCUACGUUGUAUCCUUUUUAACAACAUGCAGUCAAACGUUAGAGAAAGAUAACGAGUGAGCAUCGAAGGCAUCGAUUCUUUCCUACGAGUUAUACCGUUAUUUCCUUAACGAGAGUUUCUAGCGGCGACUUGGAAAUUACUGUGGACUUUUUGACGGAAGUGGACAAAUUAGUACAAUUAAUCGAGUCUCCGAUAUUCGCCUGUAAGUAUAGGACCUGCACACAUUGAAUGAAUAUUAUGUAUAUCGCAACCAACUGGUUAACACAGUCGUCCAAUUUCUAACUUUUACCCGUGACCUGCAGGACCCAAACAAAUUCGUUGUUUAUCAUUUUAUGUUUUAAAUCAUUUAAAUGUAUUAUCGUUGUAUGGUCUCCUUCCAGGACAUACCUUACCUACUAGAGAGGACAGUUGUUUAGACCAUGAAAUGAUAAAACUUGAUAAUUCUUCCAAUUUGGCUUUCGUUGCGAUUUUGCACACCUCCGUGACAGAUCAUAACUUAAUAAGCUUAAUUAUUUCACAAGUACACAAACAAGUAAUACUACCAAGACAUAAAACCAUUCUUGAUUAUGAAAAGGCAUAUAAUUUACUGAUUAAUAUCGCUUAAUAUCCACAAUAGCAAUCCUCAUCUUUUUUUCACUAGCGUUAAUAGACAUGAUUAGAGCAGCUAU